UCAAAUGUAAGUGUCUCUUUGGCGCUGUAAAUCAGCGUUUUAAUGCUGCGACUUUAGUGCAGUUGAUAAAAUAGCGGUGAUUAGAACAAAAGUGCGGUUGUUACAUCGAAAUCAAAGAAAACGACUUAAAAAUUAAAAUUAAUCAACAAAUACACCAUGUCUAAGAAAGGAGAGACUACUCGAAAAACCGCAAAACAUAUUCUGAAAUUAAAUGCAAAAGAAAAACGUGAAUUCUUGAAUUCAUUUGAUCGCAUUUUCUCCGAUGUAGAUGGUGUAGUUUGGGCGCGUGAUGAGUACAUUCCACGUGCUGCGGAAGGGUUCAAAGCACUCGCGGAUGCUGGUAAAAAAUUCAGUUUCGUAACCAAUAACGGCGUGCGAACCAUGAGUGAAUAUGCACAACGUUUCAAAGAGCUUGGCAUCGAAUUUAAUGCGAGCGAAUUCGUGUAUCCCGCCAAGAGUGUUGUGCAAUAUCUCGAUAGUAUUCACUUCAAAGGGCUCAUCUACGUUAUGGCAACCGACAAUUUCAAGAACAGUCUACGCGAGGCGGGCUAUGAAUUCAUUUUUGGUCCUUUGAAAAUCAUUAAGGAAACUUACAGCGAGUUAGCCAAUCAUAUCUUCAGCGGCGAGCCUGUGCGCGCCGUUAUACUUGAUGUUGACUUCAAUAUGUCCUCGUUGAAUCUCAUACGCGCACACCUUUUCCUGCGUCACCCGGAUUGCAUACUGAUUUUGGGCGCCAGCGACAAGUUUUUACCAUUCGCCAAGGGCGUGGAUAUCAUAGGGCCCUGUUCGUUUGCGCAAAUCAUCGCCGAUUCCAGUAAGAAGCGUCUCAUUACGUUAGGCAAGCCGGGCAAGGAAUUGGCGGAGAUGAUGUUGAAGAGUUUUGGUAUAAAGGAGAGGAAGCGCGUGCUUAUGAUUGGCGAUAUGUUGGAGCAGGAUGUUGGCUUUGGCUCGCAAUGCGGCUUCCAGACGCUGCUUGUGCUGAGCGGUGGUUGUAAUUUAGAGAAAAUGCUAGCGGAAACUGAUCCAGUUCAUAUACCAGAUUACUAUGCUGACAGUAUGGGGGAUUUCAUUGAAUUUUUGAAAGAUUUGAAGAAGGCGGAAGGGGGAGAAGUUUUUUGUUAUAAACAGUAGGGUGGAUUUAAAAAGUUUAUAUUAUAUAAAAAAGUUAUUUUAAUUAUGAGAACCGCCCUAAUGAAUACUAAUGAAUUGUCAGUUAAGUUAAUAGUGAGCAUUUGAGCUUUUGAAUUUUCGCCAGAAUAAGGUAACCCUCACUAUAGUGAGAAACAUCACUGUAGUGAGGUUGGUGACUUUUGUGAGGGCAUGAAAAUAGGGCUGUUAGAAUUGUUAUGAAACUCAAAUAUACUUUUCAAAUUUAUUGCGUUUCCAUUUUAUAAAACAAGUUGGUUUCAAAAAGCUU
This is a messenger RNA of Bactrocera tryoni, 1417 nucleotides long. Its product is annotated as pyridoxal phosphate phosphatase. The transcript is spliced from 5 exons. Gene Ontology annotation, cellular component: cytoplasm. The record is from RefSeq and is a predicted model, not a curated record. Gene Ontology annotation, molecular function: phosphatase activity. Bases 157 to 1131 code for a protein of 324 amino acids. Lineage: Eukaryota; Metazoa; Arthropoda; Insecta; Diptera; Tephritidae.